Aspergillus steynii IBT 23096 is the source of this 1892-nucleotide messenger RNA. Its product is annotated as Zn(II)2Cys6 transcription factor. Gene Ontology annotation, biological process: positive regulation of transcription by RNA polymerase II. Gene Ontology annotation, molecular function: zinc ion binding; DNA-binding transcription factor activity, RNA polymerase II-specific; transcription cis-regulatory region binding. Lineage: Eukaryota; Fungi; Ascomycota; Eurotiomycetes; Eurotiales; Aspergillaceae. The record is from RefSeq and is a predicted model, not a curated record. The annotation marks the transcript as partial. The transcript has 8 exons. Gene Ontology annotation, cellular component: nucleus.
CGUCCUAGUCUCACUUGCCGUCAGCGCCAUCUGAAAUGUGACAAAACUGGAACUGAAUGCUUACGCUGCCAACGAUCGGGAAGGCAGUGCAUUCCUGCGCCCGCGAAGCCGGAAGAGGUCACAUUUCGACACGGCCAGAAUCCGUCCUUACGGCAAAAGGGCCCUCCUCGUUACGGGGAGAGCGACUUGUCUUUUCCAGAUGAUCAAAUCUGGGUUCAUACGCCUUCAGAAGUUGCCUUUGAGGACGAGACAGAUCGGACAGCUGCCGACUACCACGUUGUUUCAUCCGCAGCAUCGCCUUCAUAUUUGAGAGAAGCGUCUGAAAGUCAGUCGUCAGCUUCUAUGCCCCCUCAUUCCCGGCUCGCUCUCUCGCGAGCGGCUGUCUCGCCCGUUGACCCGGGCGCAUCGAGGGGACCGACAGCAGCUGAAUCACGGUUGCCCGUGCUAAAUCAUCUCUAUUCAUCCGAAAUUCUCGGUGAUAAUCAAAAGCUGAAUAAUUUUAACGAAGCCUUUCUGUUAAGACAUUUCAGGAAUACCCUAGGUGCAUGGAUGGAUGUAUGUGAUCACGAGAGGCAUUUUUCUACCACGGUCGUCGAACGAGCCACGUCGUGUGCUCUCUUGCUAUAUGCCUGUCUUGCCAUCGCCGCUCGUCAUCUCUCACACACCACCAACACCAUCCCAUCAAAUGCGGCAGACGGAUACCACGAACGUUGUAUCGCAAUUCUUCUCCCGGUCCUCGAAAACAGUGAUUUCAAAAUCAGCAUCGAGAUCCUUCUCGCUUCAACCGUCAUACUUCGAUUCUUCGAGCAAUUAUCUUCACAUACUCCAUCCAGUGAUCUCCAACGACACCUACUUGCAGGUUCAGUGUAUAUCAGUUCACACGUCGACUGCGCCAUCUCCGGCGGCCUGGCAGAGGCCUCGUUCUGGGUUUUCGUCAAACAAGACAUCCAAUUUGCCCUCCUGUACCGAAAUCCGCUUCGAUUGACCAUCAGUCCGUUUGAAGAGAAACUACGACAGCGAUGGGAGCAGACCACCGUGCAGAGUGACCGAGACUGGUCCCAUAAAGCGAUCUGGUUGCUAGCAGAAACGAUAAACUACUGCUACGGAGCCACACAUCCGCUCCAUAUGGACACGAUCGAUGGAGAGGCGCUAAAACGGAAGAUUUGUGCCUGGGAGGCUGAAAAGCCGGACGGUUUUAAGCCGUUGCAUUUUUCACCGGCCAACCCGAGUAUCGGCAGGCCGUUUCCUCUUGUUUGGUUUACGAGUUCAGCUCACGCGACGGCGGUACAGCACAUCUGUAUGACUAAAGCAUUGAUUCACCAACAUGAACUACAAACGAGGGGACCGGCAGAACUCGGCCUCGAAGCGAAUCAGAUAUCGGACGAGGUGAUAAAAAACUUAGGCAUCAUUUUCGGCAUUGCUUUAUCUGCCGAGGACGAUCCACCCGUGCGCAUAAUGGCCUGCCACGCCCUCUGUGCCUGUGGUUCCUGCAUUCGCGAUCCUCUGGCACAAAACACCCUACUCGAUCUCCUCCGUCGCACAGAGGCCGACAACGGCUGGCCUUGGAGUUUUGCCAUGCAGAAGUUCAGUCAGGAUUGGCACACACCACGAUGACGAUCCCUGCCUCACUCUACCCGCCCUACCUUCCCAUCUACGACCAGAUCAAUUGAUUUAAUUUAUUUGUUAUUUUUUCUUCGUCGGGGACUUUCCUUGCAUAAAGGCAAAAAGGCAACCGUGGCACGGAGAGACACAGAGACAGAGACAGAGAGGCAGGAUGAACGAACCCACGUACCCCGUCAGCCCCAGUCUGGAGCAUACCUCGACCUAUCCUACCCGAUAUGGAGGUUACCCCGAUCCAACCAGAAGAGCAGAUCGAUCAGCAGUUCGAGAAC